AUGUCUUCCAUAGAGCCCAUUAUAGUCAGGGGCCUCAACGAUAAACUUUACGACAAGAGAAAGGCAGCCGCACUCGAUCUCGAAAAGUUGGUGCGCGAAUGCCACACGUCUGGAGACUCACAUCGAAUCAAUAACAUCAUCGACCAACUUAUUGACCUGUUCUCAUCGACGACCAACCCAUUACACGCACGAAAUGGAGGGCUGAUUGGUCUUGCCGCCGCAGCUAUAGCACUGGGGGUUGAAGUGGCGGUCUACAUGGACAAAUUUAUCGGACCGCUCUUGAGGUGCUUCGAUGAUUCGGAGAGCAGGGUGCGAUACUUUGCGUGCGAGAGCAUGUACAAUAUUGCCAAGGUGUCCAAGGGAGAAAUCCUAGUCUACUUCAACCCUAUUUUCGACCAUCUUAGCCGGCUGGCGGCCGACGCCGAAACUUCGGUCAAGAAUGGUGCAGAGCUACUCGACAGGCUCUUGAAGGAUAUCGUUGCCGAAUCCGCACCUGUUUACUUUCCCCAGUUCCCAGAAACCGAAAAGGCUCGUCAAAAACAGGACGACGCGCACAAGCUCAAACAAGAUGGCGUGCUUGUCUCACAGUCUGAGUUUCCGGGUGCCCGGAAAGCAUUUUCGCUGGCCAACUUUAUUCCCCUCUUGGCUGAACGUAUUCACGUUAUUAGUCCAUUCUCGAGGAGCUAUUUGGUCUCUUGGAUUACCGUUUUGGACUCGGUCCCUGAUCUGGAGCUUGUGACGUACUUGCCGGAGUUUUUAGAUGGGUUGCUUAAGUACCUAUCGGAUCCUACCGAGGAUGUCAAGGUCGCAACCGAGGGUGUGCUAGCCGACUUUUUGCACGAAAUCCAGGAAAUUACGCUUCUGCAGAAACGAAAGGAGGAAAGGGCACGGGUUGCGCGCGAGGCUCUGGCUGCGCAAAGUGAGAGGGCGGAGGAAAACAAGACGGUUCCACCAGGCGGCGAUGCGGAUAAUGAACAACUUAGUCGUGGUGCGUUCAUGCCGGAUGGAGAGGCCAAGCCUCCGAUAGAUGCAACAAACAAGGCACCUGAAGGUGAAGCCGCCCAUGAGUCAGGAGCUUGGGUACCCGGCCAAGGCGUUAAAGUUAACCAUGCGGCCAUAGUAGAGAUCCUAAUAAAUCAGUUGGAUCCAUCUCAUAUCAACCUGAGAACAGAGGACGAGAUCCAGCAAACUACAGCCCUAGGAUGGAUAUCCAAGUUCCUAGAAUUCGCACCAGAAGUAGUAGUUCCAUUCACGCCACGCUUAACACCCGCUAUCCUCCCCAAUUUAGCACACCAUAUACCUGCAAUGCAAUCGGCCGCUGCCCUAACUAAUCAGAAGCUCUUUUCACUCAUUCAAAGUCUUCCUUCGCCCUCUGUGGCAAGUGGUGGAGUUGUCUCAUCUUCCGCUCAGUCCUUCCGAAACGCCCCUUCGUCCCCAAUCUCUUCUACACCCAGGGCUACUCUAACAGAAACUACCGUACCAAACGAUAGUAGCGAUAAGCAGCAAGUUCAGGCUAGCAAGCUUCGCACAACAACUCUUCCUGGGGACGCGGCUUCAGUCGCCAGUGGCUCAGCUAUCGAAUUGUCACAAGGAUCGGCCAGUCGCCCACAUUCACCGAUUCCCUCGGCAUUGGCGGAAGAGCCGGAUCCAUUCGACUACCAAUCUACAGUCAACGGACUGACCAUUCAGUUCUUGAGUGAACACGAAGAAACCCGUAUUUUUGCACUCAAGUGGCUAAUUAUGUUACAUCAAAAAGCCCCAAAGAAGAUACUCUCCAUGGACGAUGGUACCUUCCCCGCCCUUUUGAAAACACUAUCUGAUACAUCUGAAGAGGUUAUCAAAUACGACCUCCAACUCCUUGCACAAAUUUCGUCCAGUUCUGAGGAGGGUUAUUUCAAGGCCUUUGUUGUCAAUUUGCUUGAACUUUUUAGCACCGAUAAGGGUUUACUCGAUAACCGGGGUAGUUUGAUCAUCAGGCAGCUCUGCAUGAGCUUGAACACAGAGCGCAUAUAUCGCACUUUUGCUGAGAUUCUGGAGAGGGAAGAGGAUCUGGAAUUCGCGAGUGUGAUGGCUCAGAAGCUCAACAUCAUCCUUAUUACAUCCCCCGAGCUAUCUGACUUUAGGAAACGUCUCAAGAAUCUUGAAUCUCGCGACGGCCAAGCGCUGUUUACUACGUUAUACCGAUCCUGGUGUCAUAAUGCAGUGUCACUGGUCACGCUUUGCCUGCUUGCCCAAGCAUACGAACAUGCGUCGAACUUAUUGGCUCUUUUCGGAGAGCUCGAAAUUACACUUCAGUUACUCGUGCAAAUCGAUAAGCUAGUCCAAUUGAUCGAAUCACCUGUAUUCACCUCUCUACGCCUUCAACUCCUCGAACCAGACAGAUACCCUUACCUAUUCAAAUGUCUUUAUGGUCUACUCAUGAUUCUCCCCCAGAGCUCAGCGUUCCUUUCCUUGAGCCGACGAUUGGGUGCAGUUGGUUCAAUGGGGGUCCAACACAUGCCUCCAAGGGCAUCAACCGUAGCAACCCAAGUAGCGAAUCGCACCAAAGUCACUCGAGACGAGAUAAAGUGGCAAGAGCUCUUAUCACACUUCCGAGCUGUGCAGGCCAAGCACGAGAAGGCAAGAAGACGAGACUUGGCGAUUGAACCAGAGUUCUCGUUUAUGGAUCAAACGGAAUCGGACCGCAGUCAGCCAUCUUCGGUUCGCCCGAAUAUGCGUCGGAAGCCCAGCCAGCCAAACGACGUGCCCACGGGUCGACCAAGCGGUCCGCUAUCACCGUUGAACCCGAAACGUGGAGGAAUAUUGGGUUCGGCUAUUUCUAACGCGAGCGCGAGUGGGCGGCCGUUGAGUCCUACGGCUGCGGCGAGGGAUAGGGGUAGAAAGUCUACUACACCCAUUAUACCUGGGUGCAUACAACUUAUGGACAACGAAGAAUAUCUACUCAUGAUUUUGGCUGAUGGGAACCUACCAACGGGUGCAUUCGUGGCCUCGGCUGGCCUAGAGUCAUACAUCAAACAUGGUCACCCAGACGGUUCGAGUUCGACAGCUCCAGAAUCGACAAUCAACUUUAUGCGCGACAACUUACACAGCUAUGCGCAUAGCGCUAUUCCCUUUGUUCAACAUGCAAACCGCAUAAUGGACAACUACAAGGCCACUGGCGACGACACGGAUGCACUAAACAGACUACUAGAAUUAGACGAUUUAUACGACAAGAUGACACUCAACCAUGUUUCCCGACGAGCUUCGAAAACCCAAGGCGUCGCACUCUUGACGCUCUAUUCAAAAGGGUUUAGUCUGCCCCUGGUUCUGCGCCAACCCCCUGGCGAGGCUCAGCCGGAGAGUGAAGACAAGACGAGUCGACUUGUGGACACGCUCAAGCUCAGAAUCCGACAAGGCUGUACGCCAGGCCAUUUACCCAUCUGUUGGAGCGUUUUAACGAGUGGGUUGGAACUGAGCUCUGAACGGAGCAUAGAGGUGCACUUGUUUCUCUACGCACGGUCAAUACUCUCUUCAGCUAUCCGAUUGAACACACUGGGCCCAUAUAGCGCUCAACAACUUUUGCUUCACAUUGUCAAACCGCUAGUUCGAGAUAUCACCAAGUCCAAGUUUGGAAGCGUGACUGCAGCUGGGAUAAGUAAGAUUGGAACAGAGGAGGAAGGGGACGAAGACACAGAUGGUCCAGCAAAUACUUGGCCCUCGGAGAGAUCUUAG
Messenger RNA from Rhizoctonia solani, 3711 nucleotides. RefSeq names its product vacuole-associated enzyme activator complex component (Vac14). The record is from RefSeq and is a predicted model, not a curated record. Gene Ontology annotation, cellular component: endosome membrane; fungal-type vacuole membrane; PAS complex. Bases 1 to 3711 code for a protein of 1236 amino acids. The transcript has 16 exons. Gene Ontology annotation, biological process: phosphatidylinositol biosynthetic process; positive regulation of kinase activity. Lineage: Eukaryota; Fungi; Basidiomycota; Agaricomycetes; Cantharellales; Ceratobasidiaceae. Gene Ontology annotation, molecular function: nickel cation binding.